Trichobilharzia regenti is the source of this 924-nucleotide messenger RNA. Lineage: Eukaryota; Metazoa; Platyhelminthes; Trematoda; Strigeidida; Schistosomatidae. The record is from the annotation of a GenBank genome assembly.
AUGUCUGCUGAUGAACUAGGAUCCCACUCCCUUAUCGAGUCAAGAAAUGUCUCAUCAGACAUGAUGGUUAUUCAAGCUAGCUCUACAACAUCAACUGAAGAAGCAGCUGGCCAACCAAGUUUCGCCAAUGAUGAACCUUGUACAGUUCAACCGGAGUCGAACGAAGAGCAUCUUUCUUCAAACGAAGAUCAUCCCAUUGUCAAACUUGAAGACCAGUGUCCCAAACAAGAAAUCAGUCUUAGCGCGUCUAACCAUGAGGUCACGCGCGCAUUACUGCAAAGAAAACAGCCCCUCAUGGAACUUGUCAGCUCAGAGGAGGGCUAUGUUAGACGUUUGAAGCUAGUUAAGGACUUCUACAUACCUGCAGUUUCCGCUCCUAGUACAGCUCCCUCAGGUGUUGAUAACAAUCCCUCAGGCACAGUAGGUUCAAUAACUCACAGUGAUUCGCAGAACCCACCACCAGUUGCUCCAGAGGAUCUAGCUGCAAGGUGGAGAAUUGUCUGGGGGAACUGGAUUCAGUUGUAUGAAUGGCAUUCAGCAUUUCUCGAGAAGCUUGUCAGUCUUGUGGACAGUGAUCCCGAUCGCAUACCAAAGCUUUUCAUCGAUUCACGUGCUCGCUUAAGAUCCAUAUACUCAAAAUAUUGUGAAAACCAUCGUAAGGCAGCUUUAAUAGCGGAACAAUACCAGGAUUUCUUCGAAGAGCUGCGCAUAUAUAUUGGUGACAAGGAGGAUGUUGUUUCACACCUAAUGCAACCCGUACAGCGCAUAAUGCGUUACCAACUUCCAAUCGCAGAGAUUCUAAAAUACACUCAGCGUGCUUGUUCCCCUGACCUUAUGCUAUGGAAAAAGACUCUUGAGAUCAUGAAAGAGAUUCCUAAGGACACACAGCUAAUUCUGGAGGUAAGUGAGGUGUUUCUUGUCUAG